AUGCAAUACCUAGAAAAGAUGAAAGAAUUGUUAGAAAAGUUGGAACAUUUCGAAGUUAAUCUAGUAUCGAGAGCACAAAACUCACCAGCGGAUGCCCUUGCAAAACUGGCAAGCUCAAGUUUCAAUGAUUUAGAGCGCACAGUUAUGGUGGAGAUUUUGAAGCAAAAGAGUAUAGAUGAAGCUCUGGUAGAAGUGAAUUGUAUUGAUAAUGACAGGCAAUGGUAUGAUGAUCUUUUGGCUUAUAAGCUCUAUGUGCUUCCUAUCGAUAAGAUAGAAGCACGAAGAUUUAGGCGAGAUAGCAUAUGGUUCCUUAUGUACCAAGGUGCUAUGUAUAAAAGGGGUUUCUCCCUCUCCCUGCAAAGGUGUAUAAAAACCUUUGAGUUUGCAAAAUUGAUUGAAGAAAUACAUGAAGGCAGUUAUGGCAACCAUAUCGGUGAAAGAGCUUUGUCUUUAGAGGCAAUGAAACGGGAAUAG
Chenopodium quinoa (quinoa) is the source of this 474-nucleotide messenger RNA. RefSeq lists its product as uncharacterized. Lineage: Eukaryota; Viridiplantae; Streptophyta; Magnoliopsida; Caryophyllales; Amaranthaceae. The transcript has a single exon. The record is from RefSeq and is a predicted model, not a curated record. The coding region runs from base 1 to 474 and encodes 157 amino acids.